AUCCUGGUGGCCGUUGCGUCACUUCCGGCCGCCAUUUCACCCGCUGCGGCCCUGGUGGCGAGGGUUUUGUCCCGUCUUUCGUUCGGCCCUGCAGCGGCCUCGGCGGGGAGCGCUCCCCGCCUCCCCCAGGCAGCGCCAUGCCGGCCGGCCCCGUGCAAGCUGUGCCCCCGGCGCAGCCCGCGCCGCCCGCCGAGAGCAAACCGCCAGAAGAGGAGCCAAAGGAGGAAGCCGCACCAGCCAAGCCUGUGGUGGGAAUUAUUUACCCUCCCCCAGAGGUCAGGAAUAUCGUCGACAAGACUGCCAGCUUUGUAGCCAGAAAUGGUCCAGAAUUUGAAGCUCGAAUUCGUCAGAACGAAAUAAAUAACCCCAAGUUCAAUUUCUUGAAUCCCAACGAUCCUUACCAUGCAUACUACCGGCACAAGGUCAGCGAGUUCAAAGAGGGCAAAGCCCAGGAGCCCUCAGCUGCUAUUCCCAAGGUCAUGCAGCAGCAGCAAAGUGCUCAGCAGCAGCUUCCACAGAAGGUGCAGGCCCAGGUGAUCCAGGAGACAGUCGUUCCCAAAGAGCCACCUCCAGAGUUUGAGUUCAUUGCAGACCCUCCCUCGAUCUCUGCCUUUGACCUGGAUGUGGUGAAGCUCACGGCACAAUUUGUGGCACGGAAUGGGCGGCAGUUCCUGACACAGCUGAUGCAGAAAGAGCAGCGGAACUAUCAGUUUGACUUCCUGCGCCCCCAGCACAGCCUUUUUAACUACUUCACUAAGCUGGUUGAGCAGUACACAAAGAUCUUGAUCCCACCAAAAGGCUUGCUCCUCAAGCUGAAGAAGGAGGCUGAAAAUCCCAAGGAGGUCUUGGAUCAGGUGUAUUACAGAGUGGAGUGGGCAAAGUUCCAGGAGCGAGAGAGGAAAAAGGAAGAGGAGGAGAAGGAGAAGGAACGUGUUGCUUAUGCCCAGAUCGACUGGCAUGACUUUGUGGUGGUGGAAACAGUUGACUUUCAGCCCAGCGAGCAAGGGAAUUUCCCUCCUCCUACCACUCCAGAAGAGUUGGGAGCUCGAAUCCUGAUCCAGGAGCGUUAUGAGAAGUUUGGGGAGAGUGAGGAGGUUGAGAUGGAGGUGGAGUCAGACGAGGAAGAUGAAAAGCAAGAGAAAACAGAGGAGCCUCCAGCCCAGCUGGAUCAAGACACUCAAGUGCAGGACAUGGAUGAGGGCUCAGAUGAUGAAGAUGAAGGUCAGAAGGUUCCUCCUCCUCCAGAAACCCCGAUGCCACCACCUCUUCCUCCCACACCAGAUCAGGUCAUUGUGCGGAAAGAUUAUGAUCCCAAAGCCUCAAAACCAUUACCACCUGCCCCAGCGCCAGAUGAGUAUCUCGUUUCCCCCAUCACUGGAGAGAAAAUUCCUGCCAGUAAAAUGCAAGAACACAUGCGCAUUGGUCUCCUGGAUCCUCGCUGGCUGGAGCAGCGUGAUCGGUCCAUCCGCGAGAAGCAGACCGAUGAUGAAGUCUAUGCCCCAGGUUUGGAUAUUGAAAGCAGCUUGAAGCAGCUGGCAGAGCGCCGUACUGAUAUCUUUGGUGUAGAGGAGACUGCCAUUGGUAAAAAAAUUGGGGAAGAAGAAAUCCAGAAGCCGGAGGAAAAGGUGACCUGGGAUGGCCACUCGGGCAGCAUGGCCCGCACACAGCAGGCUGCUCAGGCCAAUAUCACUCUCCAAGAGCAAAUCGAAGCCAUCCAUAAGGCCAAGGGACUGGUGCCAGAAGAUGACAGCAAGGAGAAGAUUGGUCCCAGCAAACCCAAUGAAAUCCCCCAGCCACCUCCUCCUUCAUCGGCAUCAAACCCCCCAGUUAGCGCUCAGCCGAUCACAUCCGUUCCUCGUCCGCCCACGAUGCCCCCUCCCGUUCGUGCCGCUGUGGUUUCUGCAGUUCCGGUCAUGCCUCGUCCCCCCAUGACUCCAGUGGUCCGUUUGCCUCCAGGAUCCGUCAUAGCAACCCCUAUGCCACCAAUAAUCCACACCCCUCGCAUCAACGUGGUCCCCAUGCCGCCCUCUGCUCCUCCCAUCAUGAGCCCCCGCCCGCCGCCCAUGAUAGUACCCACAGCCUUUGUUCCUGCGCCUCCCGUGGCUCCAGUACCGUCCCCAGCUCCAAUGCCUCCCGUUCACCCACCACCCCCCAUGGAGGAUGAACCAGUUUCCAAGAAACUGAAGAGCGAGGACAGCCUGAUUCCAGAGGAGGAGUUCCUGCGCAGGAAUAAGGGUCCAGUCACGGUCAAAGUCCAGGUUCCCAACAUGCAGGACAAGACAGAAUGGAAGCUGAACGGACAAGUGCUGGUGUUCACCCUGCCGCUUUCAGACCAGGUGUCCGUGAUAAAGGUUAAGAUCCACGAGGCCACAGGGAUGCCAGCUGGAAAGCAGAAGCUGCAGUACGAGGGCAUCUUCAUCAAGGAUUCCAACUCCCUGGCUUACUACAACAUGACCAGUGGCUCGCUGAUUCACCUGGCCCUCAAAGAGAGAGGCGGCAGGAAGAAAUAGGAGCCAUGGAGCCCCGAGACAUAACACAGCUGCGUUGCCUCUUGUGUAACCCCAACCUUUUGAGUCCUCCAGCCUAUCCAGGGCCACUGCGGCCACCCACCAGCUCUGGUGUGAGAGGGAGUUUUUGUUUGGGCGGCUGACAGAGAGGGGAGGUUGGCAGAGCCCUGAAGCUGUAUGAGUGUAGUGACCCUGUAGGUAAUAGCAGCAGUCUUAGUGAUCGAUGCUUUGCUCCAGGGCCAGCUCGCCCUUGAAUUCCCUUGUGGAUGCUGAGGUCUUGCCCAGCUCAGUCGAGCGCCCUCUUUGCAAUACUCACUGCCUAAGAACAUCAUCUGUCCGACAGCACUUGCUGCUUUGUUUAUCCCUGUUCUAACUGUGAAAACCUCUGCCUUCUCAACUGCUUAUUAAACCCCUUGUUCUUCCUCUGUCUCCCAUCUCUCUGCACGAACUCUCGCACUGACCCUGAUCUGGAAAUGUAUCCUCCUUCAGCAUGAGCGUACACGGCUGCUCCCUGCAGCAGAGGAGAGCCGGGUCUGCCGCUCCCGUGCAGCCUGUGAUUUGUUGUAAUAAACACACCGCGUGCUGUGACUUUCUGCCUCUGGAAUUCCUUGAGGUUCAGAUGUGUCAGAGAGAGACGUGACUGGCUUGGAGAAACUCAGAUGGGCUGUGGGAAAGUGAUUCUGUUCGAGUCUGUGCUCUUCAGGAUGUGGUUUGGUAGGGAUGGUGGAAUUGGGCUGAUGGCGGAAUUGGGCUGAUGUCUGGACUCAGUCUCAAAGGUCUUUUCCAGCCUUAAUGAUUCUACAGAAGACAUGGGGGGCUUUAAU
Cuculus canorus (common cuckoo) is the source of this 3331-nucleotide messenger RNA. It is a transcript of the gene SF3A1, whose product is annotated as splicing factor 3a subunit 1. Gene Ontology annotation, biological process: regulation of alternative mRNA splicing, via spliceosome; mRNA cis splicing, via spliceosome. Lineage: Eukaryota; Metazoa; Chordata; Aves; Cuculiformes; Cuculidae. Gene Ontology annotation, cellular component: U2-type prespliceosome; U2 snRNP; catalytic step 2 spliceosome. The transcript has 16 exons. The record is from RefSeq and is a predicted model, not a curated record. Bases 138 to 2510 code for a protein of 790 amino acids. Gene Ontology annotation, molecular function: RNA binding; protein binding.